This is a messenger RNA of Photinus pyralis (common eastern firefly), 2389 nucleotides long. Its product is annotated as retinol-binding protein pinta-like. The coding region runs from base 930 to 1859 and encodes 309 amino acids. Gene Ontology annotation, cellular component: membrane. Gene Ontology annotation, molecular function: phosphatidylinositol bisphosphate binding. The record is from RefSeq and is a predicted model, not a curated record. The transcript is spliced from 5 exons. NCBI's taxonomy places the organism in Eukaryota, Metazoa, Arthropoda, Insecta, Coleoptera, Lampyridae.
CAAUAGUAAAGCGUCUGUGGGUCUGAAGUGGAGCAGGGGCCCUAGUUAAACUCGUGUACAAAAUUGCGCAAAUAACCAGUCGAAAGCGAAAUACGUAACGCAGUUUCAAUGUUAACGAAAUUCCGAUAAAGACGUUUUGCUUUAGUGCAGGCGUAAACAUAUUCAACUGUUAUCAUCGCAAGCGAUAUAUUAACUCAGUUGUUACACUGCGCGCGUUCAAUAAACUAAUCUCCGUCAGUUUACGUUGAAAAAUCUCCAAUAUGAAGCGAAGAAAUUAGCGAUGUUUUGUGUAGUUCGGAAUUUGACUUUUUUAUAACAGCAAUAAUAACAACUCAAUUUAUGUUUUCCAGAAUUGUGUAAACUAAUAAAAUGUGUAUGAACCCUCUCUCUUUAGUAUCGGCACAAAGGCCCAAUAUAGUAAAGUUGAUUGGGCUAAAUUUUCUCUGGCGCUGGAUAUUCCGGUGCAGGCAGAAUUUCUUUGAACGCGAAUAACUCGAGGGAAAAUUUAGCUUGAGAUGAGUUUGCUUUUGGAGUUAAGUUUCCUUGCGCGCGAUUUCCAUGGGAGCGAAAUCUCGGAGAAGGAAUUCCAGCAACGAUCUUUCCGGAGAAGAAUAUUCUGGAUACAGAUUCUGUGCUUUUGCACUUGCUCUAAUAUUCAACAUUAUUUGUGAGAUCGUUGCGUUGCGAAGCAAUAAUGUUGUUUUGGUAGCACCAUUUCCACUUGACCUUAUGUCUAUAAUAAAAAAACUGCGUUAACGAGCGAACAUUCUUAAUCUAUGCAUUUACACGUAGUAUUAUCUCAAAUUACCUAAAACAAUAAAGAUUUCUCACGCUUUAACAGCGAAUUGUAUGCAAAUGGAGAAUGAAAACCCUUAUCAUAGCACCGCAACCCGGACCACAUUCUACUUUCCCCUGUGCACGGCAAAACGAUGGACGCAAGUGAAAUAAAUAACAUGAAGUGUUGCAAGGAAACAGAUCUAAAUGAAGAUCCUAAAAUCAUUGGGAAUGAUUUGCAGAUGAUUCGCGAUUGGUUAAGGAAACAACCACAUCUAAAAGUUCGAGAGGAUGAUGCAUCCCUUUUAAUCUUUUUGAGAAGCUCGAAAUACAGCAUUCAACGUGCCAAAGAAAAACUCGACAAUUACUACUCAAUGGUCACGCUGCUUCCAGAGUUUUUUGCCAACCGCGAUCCUUUCGCUCCUGAUAUACAAGAACUAUUACGCGUGGGUACCAUGGUUCCAUUGCCAAACACAAUUGGUGAUUGUGGACCUAGAAUUAUUCUCUUUGCAUUCGAUUAUGAUGCUGAUCUCGUACCGUACACAACGUUGAUAAAAGCAUGCCUCAUGCUUUUGGAUAUACUAAUGGUUGAAGACCUCAACACUGUUGUAUCCGGUGUUUAUCUGUUGUCAGAUCCGGCGAAAUGCGCUCUUAAUUAUAUCUUACAGUUUACUCCGUCUUACAUAUCGAAGCACGUCUACUGCAUGGAAACUGGGUACCCUUUGAGACUCAAAGGUAUACAGGUCGAGAAUUGCCCGGCGGCCAUGGAAGCUGCGGUGAGAUUUCUUAGAAAUUACUUAAAUGGGAAAAUUAGUAAACGGUUGCACGUCUAUAGCGCGGACAGUAACCCAAACGGUUUGAAGAAGGAAAUUCCGCUGGAACUAAUGCCCAUAGAAUACGGUGGAAAGAAUGGUUCAAUGAAGGAACUGGGAGUCAUAUGGAAAAAGAAAAUGGAGUCCUACAGCGAGUGGUUUCGAGAUGGUACUAAAUAUAAGACAAACGAAAGUCUCCGAACUGGCAUGCCCAAGACUACAGAUAAUGAACUUGGGAUCGAUGGAUCAUUCAGGAAAUUAGUUAUUGAUUAACUUGAAUUAACUUGAAUUAAUAUUACUUAAGUAAUUAAUAUAUCACUUGCACUGUUCAUGUAAACCUUAUAUAAUGUUGAGCGCAAAGCCCGAUCAUUGGUCGUUUUUUCCCAAUCUUAGGAAACUUUCAAUUUUUUUCAGAUUUUUUAUAAAUUAAAUUUUUGCCAGGGCCCCUUUUAAGUCGGAGCCCGUCCUAAUUGUGUACAUUUGAGACAUUGUAGUUACGCCACUGGUUGACCAUAGGUUUAUAGACAUAAAGGAUAGUUCCAGAAACAAAGUUAACACUAAAAACUGUCGCUGUUAAACACUCUCAGUGAAAGCAAGGUUUUGUGAAAUGUAAUUGUAAAAAUAAUUGCGCAACCAGAACAUGCAAUUGUUUAAAGAAAGAAGUGAGAUGCAACUCAGAAUGCCACUCAUCAUCAAAUUGCAGAAAUAAAUAAUUAAUUAACAAUACGACUAUUUGUUUUCUUUAGUUCUAUAUAUUCAUAUAAUUAUAUAUGUAUGUUUUGACAUAAAAGUUUAUGCUGUUA